AUGAAGGCUGCUGUAGAUGGAUGUAAGUUAGAUUCUUUUCAGGUCGCCACCCUGACGCUGGCCUGUUUUUACCCACAGCACAGAUCCCUGAUCUUUGCCGUGUAUGGUGGUUUGGCCGUCCUGGUCACAAUGGGCUGGACCUUCAUGGCUCUGGUGCUGUCUCACUGCAUCAUUCUCUACAGCAUUGCUCUGGUGAAAAAAAAAUGGGUGUGUUUUGCUGCUGGUCUGAGCACGCUGGCCUCCAUCAAACUGGAGCCUUAUAACUCCUGGCAGGAGAACUUGGUGACUGGUUCGUUCAACCUGCAGGACAUUCUGUUCUAUGGAGGCUGUGGCUUCAGCAUCAUGCGCUGUAUGAGUUUUGCUUUAGAGAACUGUGACAGGAAGGAAGGGAACUACUCAUUCUCCGACCUCCUGAGAUACAACUUCUACCUCCCGUUCUUCUUCUUUGGACCUAUUAUGACUUUUGAUCGUUAUCACGUUCAGGCAAACAACACUCAGCUGACCCGAAAGGAGAGGGAGAUGUGGAACAUCACCACCAAGGCCUUGUUGCAUCUGGGGGUGAUUCUGGUGGUGGACGUUUUUUUCCACUACCUUUACAUCCUAACUAUACCCAGUGACAUGAAGCUGGUGGCCAAGCUUUCUGACUGGUGUCUGGCUGGACUAGCUUAUUCCAACCUGGUGUAUGACUGGGUAAAAGCAGCUGUAAUGUUUGGUGUCAUCAACACCGUGGCCACUCUGGACCACUUGGACCCCCCCCAGCCUCCCAAGUGUAUCACCAUGCUCUAUGUUUUCGCUGAGACGCACUUUGACAGAGGCAUCAACGACUGGCUGUGCAAGUAUGUUUAUGACUACAUUGGUGGGGAUCAUGAUAAGAUUUUUAAAGAACUUCUGGCAACAGUCUCCACUUUUGCAAUCACUACCUUGUGGCUGGGCCCAUGUGAACUGGUUUAUAUCUGGUCUUUUUUCAACUGCUUUGGCCUAAACUUUGAGCUUUGGGUGGCCAAGUUCUUCUCCCUUCCACCAUUUUCCAUCAUGGAGAAUGCCAUGGGUGAGGCCAUGUCUCGCAGGAUCAGGGGUGUGUUCAACGCUGCCAACUUCUGGGCCAUUGUCCUCUACAACGUCCUCUCCUUGAACAGUUUGGAGUUUGCCAAAAUGGUGGGCAGAAGAUUGAUUUUCAAAGGUUUCCCUCUGUCCACCCUGUCGGUGCUGCUCGUGACCUACUGCGGUGUGCAGCUUGUGAAGGAAAGGGAGCGACAACAAGCUCUGCUGGAUGAUCCGGAGCCAGUGCAGAAAGUGGACGGUGCCAAAGAAAAAGCAGAAUAAUCAAGACAAAUAGAAAAUAUAUAGGUUUUUGGACUUUAUGGUAACAUUGUUUGGUCCUCUGAACCAGAUUGUGACAUCCAGUCAGCACCAAUAAUUCGUUACUAGUUGUGUUUCUGCUUGCCAGAAAAGAGAUAUUUUGAAUUGAGACUUAACCAAAAGUGCUCUUGCUGCAGAUAAUCGCCAAAUCCUUUAGCACAAAUUCACCGAUGGCGUAUUUCUUAUUCGUACUUUAUCUGAACAAAAAGAUUAUUAAAGAGAUAACGAGUCCGUAAACAAAAGUACAGCAUAGAUUAUGCCAUUUAUUAUUAAUAUUAUGAAUGAACAGCUACUUCUUUCUUUGUGGCUGUAAACUGGUUUACUUUCAAUUCUCCUCAAAUUUGAACAUUCUUGUCUUUUAUCACCUUCAUUAUUGUUGAUUUUAAUCGGAUGUCUUUAAUUGUUUUCCUUAGAUUCUUUAGUUUGUAAUAGUAAUUCUGAAUCACACUGAAAGGAAUAAAACUUGAAAACACUCCCCAAAUGGAGUGCAAUAAGGAAAACAAACAAGGGGUGUUGUGGGGAUCCUCCACAAAGCUUGCAGCUGAUUGUAUUGUAUAGGGGAUAGUCUACUGUAUUUAAUACGUCAAUAGAUGUUUUAUUAUGUUGAAUGUAUAGCCGAGUUACUGAUGACUGUACAGGAAGUGAUUGCCUUCCAUCCCUGCACAGUUUCCAUAUGACAUUACUGAGGCCUGUCAGCGUUUCGUCCCUUCGUCGACAGAGUCUCACUUUGCAAUGAAAGUUAAGCCUAACAGGAAGUAUGUGUUCCUCAUAUCCCGCCAUCGGGAGACCAUGAUGCCUUUUCUCAUUCAAGUGUUUUCAAAAUAAAUUGACUUGAAAUAAAGUUUUAUUUCAUUUA
This is a messenger RNA of Nothobranchius furzeri (turquoise killifish), 2215 nucleotides long. The record is from RefSeq and is a predicted model, not a curated record. NCBI's taxonomy places the organism in Eukaryota, Metazoa, Chordata, Actinopteri, Cyprinodontiformes, Nothobranchiidae.